AUGGCAGACAAGAUCUCAAUUACCAUCUGCGGUGACGGCGGCUGUGAGGACUCAUACUCGGUGACCCGCACCGUCGACGGACUCCCAUAUUUUCUUUCAAUCACCGACACCGCCGGCCAAGAAGAAUACCGCGGGCUAUGGACCGCAUCGACGGUCAAAUCAGACGCAUUCCUGCUGGUCUACGAUAUCACGAAUCCAUCCAGCUUGCAGACACUCGACUACUUUAUGGAGAUGAUCAACCUGGAAGCCGAACAGCGCGUGGAAGAUAAUGAUCGGCUGCGCAAGGAAUUGGUGAACAAGGGUGUGGACAUAAAGGAGCAGGUUGGGCUGCCGCCACCGGUGAAGAUCGUAGCUGGUAACAAGUGCGAUUUGAAGGAUGGGCGUGCAGUCACGGCGCGUGAUGGACUGGAGUAUGCGCGCAAGCAUGGCUGUGGGUUUAUGGAGACGAGUGCAAGGGAGAUGGUCAAUAUCGAGGAGACGUUUGCCCUGCUGGUCCGCCGUGUUACUGAAGCACGUCGUAUCCAUCAGCAAGGUACAUCGCCAAAUCGACGCCCACCGUCACGAGCGGGACAAUCAAUGCACACGACGGCAUUGCCACCGACAACGACUGAUGCCAGCGUGGGAGGAUCGCGCGAGACUCGCUCCCGACGCAGUCGAUUCUUCAGCCUUCGUAUCAGCCGGAAAUUCAGUAGACCAACAAGUCCGACCGAUAUUUGCAAGCGUCGGUCUUCGCGGGCAGAGAUAAAUGAGAAGGAGACAAACAAGGACGAAGAGGAUGUUGAGCCACGGGGCUGCUUUUUCAGAAGGCUGUGCUGCUGCCGCCGGGGAUGCUGA
Penicillium cataractarum is the source of this 834-nucleotide messenger RNA. Its product is annotated as putative RAS small monomeric GTPase. Gene Ontology annotation, cellular component: plasma membrane. The record is from RefSeq and is a predicted model, not a curated record. Lineage: Eukaryota; Fungi; Ascomycota; Eurotiomycetes; Eurotiales; Aspergillaceae. The coding region runs from base 1 to 834 and encodes 277 amino acids. Gene Ontology annotation, molecular function: GDP binding; GTP binding; GTPase activity. The transcript is spliced from 3 exons. Gene Ontology annotation, biological process: signal transduction.